UCGACCCCCCCGACCCCCUCGGUCCUCUCGACCCCCUCGGUCCCCUCGGUCCUCGGCCCUGCUUUGUUUUGGUCCGGUGUCGUCGGGCUGCUCCUCCCCUGAAGAUGUCGUCCUGGUUGGGGGGAAUCGGGUCCGGCCUCGGUCAGUCUCUGGGGCAGGUGGGGGGCAGCCUGUCCUCCUUCACCGGUCAGAUAUCAAACUUCACCAAAGACAUGCUGCUGGAGGGAGUGGAGGAGGUCGGAGAUGCUGCCACCGAGCUGCAGGUGUCCAAUUCCAGGUUGGCAGAAGUGGAAGCUGCUUUCACCUCUCAGAAAUCUGAGUAUGACAGACUGAGGAAGCUUCAUGCAGAGCUGGAGGAGAAGCUGGAGGCCUCAGAGAUCCAGAUUAAAGGACAGUCUGCAGAGUACCGAUCCCUCCUGCAGCAGAAAGACGUGGAGAUCAGUCACCUGAAAGCUCGGCAGAGUGGACUCCAGGAAGAGGUCCAGACGCUGCAGCAGUCGGCUCAGUCCUCCUCGGGCGGUCCCGCGUUGCUUCCCGUCACCACGUCCGCCUCGUCCACCACCUCCUCGUCCGUCUCCUCGUUCCUGUCCCGGCCCUCGGGGUCCCAUCAGGGCUUCCACAGUGACGAGAUGGACCUCAGUGACGUCAUCUGGUCGCAGCAGGAGAUCAACAGGCUGUCCACUGAAGUCCUGCGUCUGGAGGCCGAGGUGGCUCACUGGAGGAGAAUGUCUCAGGCAUCAACAGCAGCAGGAAGUGGAAACGGCGACCAGAGCGACAUUCACAAACUUCAGAGAACUAUAAAGGAUCUGCGAGAGGAGAUGAGUCGAGAGGUGGAUGAACACCAGCAUGAACUGGCCGCUCUGCAGGACGCUCAGCGGCAGAAGCUGGCCGACAUCACGCGGCGACACAGAGACGAGUUAGCCGAGUACGAGGAGCGGAUCGAGGAGCUGGAGGAGCAGAUUCAGAGCGGUGGAAGUCAACCCGCUUCCCCUUCAGACGCCUCCAAGCUGCCUGACCUGGAGAAGACCGUGGGCUCCCUGCAGGAAGCAGCUGACCGGCGGGAGGAGCAGCUGGAGGAGCUGUCUGCACGGCUGGAGGAGGCGCAGAAGAAGCAGUCCUCGCUGCAGCUGGAGAAAGAAGAAGUCCAGGAGGAGAACGUCGGGCUGCUGCAGAACUACACGCGGCUGCAGGCGUCGGUCUCCGAGCUUCAGACCCGCGUGCAGGAACAGGAGGGGAAGGCUCUGCAGAAAGCUCAGCUGGACAACGAGAUCCAGGUGCUGAGGAAAAAACUCACAGACACAGAAAUAGAAAUGGAGAGACUGAAAAGCGUGGCUGAGGCGGAACCAAAAGAAGAAGUUGAGCAUGCAGACAUCUUAGAACUGAACACCAUCAUCGGGACGCUGAGACAAGAAAAAGAAGUCGUAGAACAAGAAAAGCUUGAUCUUCAAGAAAGACUGAAACUGGCAGAGGAACAGUUAUCAAGUGGUAAAGAAGAGGAGUCUGGUGAGUGGGAGUCGUUGGAGGAUCUGAAGGCAGAGCUGCAGAGGAGAGAAAAAGCUCUGAGGAACACCGAGGAGGAACGAGACACCCUGAUGUCCGAGCUGGAGGAACUAGACCAGCAAAACCAGGAAGCAACACAGCACAUGAUCUCUGUGAAGGAGCAGCUCAGUGGACAGCUGAAGGAGGCCGAGGCAGAAAUGACGAGGCUGACUGCUGAGCUCAGCAAGACCAAAGACCUGAAGAAAGAACUGGAGCAAGAGCUGGAGACCCAAAAGGAGAAAAUUAGCCAGAGUGCUUUCAUCCUGAAUGACCUGCACAUGAGCAAACAGCAGCUGGAAGGGACAGUGAAGGAGCUGAGAGACAAACUGGGACUGGCACAGGAGAAGAGCAAGGAGGCAAGAAGAGAAACAACAGUGCUGAAGAAGACGCUGCAGGAGAGAGAGGAGCAACUGUGUGCUGCUAGAACAAAGCUAGAUCAGGCAGGGGAGAGGGGAACUGAGGCACAGGGAGACACAGAGAUGCUAGCAGGGAAGGAGAGGGAGUUCUCAGAGCUGAGGAGAGAGUUGGAUGAGUUGAGGCGCUCUCAGGAGAAGGUGUUCAGUGAGGACUACGAGUUAAAGAUGGAGAACAGAAAGUUGAUAACCGAGAGCGAGGAAGCAAACAGGCAGAUGAAAGAAAGCCAGACGUCUCUGAAUCGAUCGGUACGGGAGAAGGACACUCGUAUCGAAGCUCUGAAGCUGGAGAAAAACCAACUCGAGGGGGAGUUGAGGCAGGCUGAGAGCACGCUGACAGAGCAGGCGAAGCAGUACCAGCAGACCAUCGAGGAGUUGACCCGCGCUCGCUCUAUGGACGCUUCAGCUCUGCAGACGGAGCACGAGAGGGCCAUCAAACUGAACCAGGAGAAAGACAUGGAGAUCUCUCAGCUGAAGAGGGACAUCGAGCAGUUAGCGUCCGACCACAGAGACACCAACGAGAUGCUUUCGAUCACAGUCGCUGGGCAGAAACAGCUGACGGAUUUGCUGCAGGAGAAGGACGUCUUCAUGGAUACGUUGAAACAAAACGCCUCCGAUUUGCAGGCGGAGAUGGACAACAGUAUUUCAGUUGCGACAAAGGAGGCGGAUGCUCUCAGACAGGCGCUGGAGGAGAAGGAUAAACAGCUGGGAGGCAUGAAGGAGGAGAACAGUCACUUAAAGGAAGAGAUCGAUCGACUGAGGGAUCAGCAGAGCAGACCUCUGCCUCUGUCCGAGCCCAGGACUUUAGACAUCAUCACCGAGCUGGAGACAGAGAUCACACAGCUCAAAUCCUCCAGAAACAGACAGGAGGAGGAGGUCCAGACUCUGAGGAGAACCUUAGAGGAGCAUCAGGCCUCUCUCCUCCUGUCACAGCACUCCCUCCAGGCUCAGCAGAGCGAGCUCGAGCAGGCGCACGCUCGCCACCAGCAGACCACGCUCAACUACGACAGGCUCAUCCACGCCCGAGAGGACGAGAUAUCCCGCCUCCAGCUGACUGUGGAUCAGCUCAGCAAGAGCCAAGGGCGAGCCGACUCCCCUUCCGUGCGGGGGGACGUCAUCCUGCAGGAGGAGAAAACACAGACUCUCAAUCAGGACAACGGCAACGAGAAACACGACCUGUCCAAGGUGGAAAUCGAGAAGCUGGUGAGAGGCAUCAAAGAGAAAGAGACUGAGAUCAGUCAGCUGAACGAGAAGAACCUCUCCCUGACCAGACAGCUCGAUCAGCUGCUGGUGUCUCGGGAUGAAGUGGGCAAACUGUCCCAGGUGAUCCUGCAGAAGGAUCUGGAGAUCCAGGCGCUUCAUGCCAGAGUGACAUUAGGUGGAGUUGGAGGACACGCCCAGGAUAUCAUGUAUUUACAGCAGCAGAUACAGGCCUACGCUGUAGAGAGAGAGCAGGUGUUAGCAGUACUCAACGAGAAGACCAGAGAGAACAGCCAGCUGCGCUCAGACUACCACCGCCUCAUGGAUAUCAUGGCCGGGAAGGAGGCGGCUCUGCUGAAGCUCCAGCAGGAGAACCAACGCCUCUCCAACAUGAGCGACCCCUCGGGAAGCCAGGAGAUGUUCAAGGAGACCAUCCAGAACCUGUCCCGCAUCAUCCGGGAGAAGGACAUAGAGAUCGAUGCCCUGACGCAGAAGUGCCAGACCCUGGUGACCGUCCUGCAGGCGUCGGGGGGAGGAGACUCCGGAGGCGUCAGCAGCAACCAGUUCGAGGAGCUGCUGCAGGAGAGGGACACGCUGAAGCAGCAGGUAAAGAAGAUGGAGGAGUGGAAGCAGCAGGUGAUCACCACGGUCAAGAACAUGCAGCACGAGUCGGCUCAGCUGCAGGAGGAGCUGAUCAAGCUGCAGGGUCAGGUCUCUGAAGACAGCGACUGCAGCUCCAAGCUGACGGUGGACUACAGCCGCUUGAUCCAGAGCUACGAGCAGAAAGAGAGGAGGCUGGGGAGUCUGAGUCAGGAGCUCGCUCAUGUGCAGCAGACCAUCACUAAGCUCAGCUCCACCAAGGACGUCCUGCUGGGUAAACUUGACAGCGUGGUGCAGACUCCUGAAGUCGUAGCUGCUCAUUCAAGUGGACCUCUUCUCACAGCCGAAGCUCCGAGCCAGCAGACCUCUGCAGCAGAAGUGAAUAUUGAGAAACUGCAGGAGGAACUCGCCCGAUUGCAAGCUCAAUUAGCUGAGAGGGAAAAUACCAUCCGGACUAUCCAGGAGAACAACCACCGGCUCUCCAACUCAGCGAAUGCCUCAGAGAUCGAGCAGAGGAGUCAAGCUGAGGAAGCCCGGCAGGUCAAAGAGAGGCUGGAAGCCCUUCAGAGGUCUGUGAGGGAGAAAGACCUGCUCAUCAAAAGCAAAGGAGACCAGCUGUGUCAGGUCAGCGAGGCACUGCGCAACCGAGAGAACGACAACGAGGUCCUGAAGCAGGCCGUCACAAACCUGAAAGAGCGCGCUCUGAUUCUGGAGAUGGACGUGAAGAAGCUGAAGGAGGAGAACGAGCUGGUGGCCGCGCGCUCUCGAGAGAAAGAGUCCGAGUUCAGAGCGCUGCAGGAGACCAACAUGCAGGUUUCUCUGCUGCUCAGAGAGAAAGAGUUUGAACUGAGCGCUGUGAGCGAGAAGGCCGCCACUGUGGAGAAGAUGCUCCAGGACAGAGAGCAGGGUAAGUCUGGCGAGCUGAAUCAGCUCCUGAAUAAACUGAAGUCCAUGCAGGACAAAGCCGUGGCCUUCCAGCAGGAGAGGGAUCAGGUGAUGAUGGCGCUGAAGCAGAAACAAAUGGAGACGACGGCAGUUCAAGCCGAGCUUCAGCACGUGAGAGAUAAAGAACAGCGUCUCAACCUGGAGCUGGAGAGGUUGCGUAAUCACCUGUUAGAGAUCGAGGAGUCGUACACGAGGGAGGCGGUCUCUUCAGAGGACCGGGAGACGGAGCUGCGGAGGAGGGUGGCCAUGCUGGACGAGAAGCUGGCAACUUCUUCAAGUGCUGUGGAGAACGCCAGCCAACAGGCCAGCAUGCAGGUGGAGUCUCUGCAGGAGCAGCUGAGCGGAGCGGUGAAGCAGAGAGACGACGCUCUCGCACAUCUCCGGACCUCACAGGAGCAGGUCAACCAGUACGCAGUGUCGCUCUCCAACCUGCAGAUGGUGCUAGAGCAGUUUCAACAAGAGGAGAAAGCCAUGUACUCUUCAGAGCUUGAGAGGCUCAAGAGGGACAAAGAGGAGUGGAGAAGAAAAGCUGAGAGGCUGGAAGACCAGGCAUCUGCACUCCAGAUAAACCUGGACGAAGCGAACGCCGCUCUGGACUCGGCGUCCCGUCUCACCGAUCAGCUGGAUCUGAAGGAGGAGCAAAUGGAGGAGCUGAAUAAACAAGGUGAGCUGCAGCUGCUUGUUCCUGCAUUCAUCCUUUAAUAAAGACGUUUAAUGGACUGAUUCAUAUCGCACACAAAGUCCCUCCAUCAGCUUUUAUCUGGCAGUGAAAUGAAGCUCUGCUCAUGUGCCGGCCAUAAGUUAACCCUUUGCCCGCCUUACAUGCACACGCUGUAUGCACGCUCCAGUUUGUUUUCUUUAUGUUGCACAUGUUCUAAUCAGUGUCUCGAUAACGUGGGCAGAGACUGAAUCCCCCCCCCCAUGUCCCGUCUGUACAGCUCUCUCGUGGUAUUUUUGUUUUCACACUCGGCAGAUUUCACUUUCAUAUCGCUCUCAGACGCGACGCGGACGUUACAUCAUGGUUGAGUCCAGACCUGAUAGGAGGCUUUACAUUGUGUUUGCUUUAUGAUUCAGUCGACACAGCGGCUCUAUUUAAAGGAGACGGGCUGUGAGAAAGUUCAACAGGCUCAGAAGUGAAAGGGAAACGCUGGUAUGUCGGGGACGAGUCGGCCCAGAUCGAGACUCUCAGUGUUUGAGACAAAGUUCAAGAUGAAGAACCUGAAAUGAAAUAAAUAAAUACAUUUGAAUAAAUUCUGGAAUAACUUUUAGCAUCUGUGUUAAAAUAAAAUCCUUCUGCUGCAGAAAAAUUAUAUAUUUAUUCAUGAU
Molecule: messenger RNA, 6023 nt
Organism: Labrus bergylta (ballan wrasse)
Lineage: Eukaryota; Metazoa; Chordata; Actinopteri; Labriformes; Labridae
Source: RefSeq, a predicted model, not a curated record